UCAAUCAAAUGACAAAAGACUUGACCAUCCUUCUAAAAAUCUAUGAACAUGAAUACUCAACAGAAGAACUUAAAGCGGAGCUGAAUAGAGUACUGGAAAGUAACGCCCAGACAAUAAUUGUAGAGCCAGCAAGAUUGGGAGAAGACACAGUUAGAUGGAUAGCACGCGGAAACCGUCUUAACGAAACAGCUGUUUUGUCUGGUGUGGGAUGUCUUGUUGGUGGCUUAUUCUUGCCUAAUCGGGGAAUCGUGUUCUUACUUAUGGGAUUCACAAGUGUAGUUUGUGCUGGUGUGUAUGCUAUAUCAUGGCAGUUUGACCCGUGCUGUAAAUAUCAAGUCGAGUAUGAUCACAUGCCAGUACCCAAAACUCCUCUACUUUCUUUAACAGCAACUACCCCUGUGGUGUUAGUAAGAAAAGAUGACUAUCGAAAAAAAGUUCUUCAAAGUAUCUUAGCAAUAGCUGCUGGUUCUUUCUGUUUUUAUAAAAUAUAUACAUGGCAUUCAUAACAAAAUUAGA
Messenger RNA from Physella acuta, 516 nucleotides. Its product is annotated as transmembrane protein 11-B, mitochondrial-like. Gene Ontology annotation, cellular component: mitochondrial inner membrane. Gene Ontology annotation, biological process: inner mitochondrial membrane organization. Lineage: Eukaryota; Metazoa; Mollusca; Gastropoda; Physidae. The record is from RefSeq and is a predicted model, not a curated record.